UUGGCCUUGGUCCCCUGGCAUAUUCUUCUCCAUAUAUAUCUUUUCAAAUAAGAAUUUUUCUCUAUCUCUAAAAUGACAACACCAUGACUUGUGGUCUAGAAACCAUCGUACCAUUCUACGGUGGAGCUUCUGCAACAUUAGGAGGUUUGUUGAGCUUUUCAAUAAGGGACAAACACUUUAGAUGAAUAGGCCAUAUGCAUGAGAAUGAUAUUUUCAAGUGUGGCCUUGGCUUCUAUUUCUGAGAAACAGAGAGAAAGACCCAGUACUAGUUGCUAGAGCAAACUACUUUAUUUUAUUUUAUUUACAAUUAUUAUUAUUGUUAUUAUUAUUAUUUGCGUUUUGGCUCCUCUGCUACUUGCAGCACCACCGUCUUGAUGGAACCAGCUCAAGCUGUGACUAGUAAUGGCAUUGGUAGCUAUGACUACGACAUUAUCAGUUGGUUCAAUAGUAUAUCGGAGAACGCCGCCGUGGUUCAGAGGGAGACACUUGGCCGGAUUCUUGAACUGAAUUAUGGUGUGGAGUACCUGAAAAAAUGGUUUGGGGACAUUAAAAUCCAAGAGAAGGAUGUAUGUGCAUUAGAAUCUCUUUACACCUCUUUAGUGCCUCUAGCCUCUCAUGCAGAUUUGGAGCCUUUUAUUCAACGAAUUGCAGAUGGAGACACAGCUCCUAUUCUCACCCAACAACCUAUAACCACUCUCUCUCUAAGCUCCGGUACCACAGAAGGGAGACAGAAGUUCGUACCCUUUACCCGCCAUAGCUCCCAGACUACUUUGCAGAUUUUCAGGUUGGCAGCAGCUUAUAGAUCAAGGGUUUAUCCAACAAGAGCCGGAGGAAGAAUCUUGGAGUUCAUAUAUAGCAGCAAACAGUUUAAAACAAAGGGAGGAUUAACAGCAGGAACAGCAACAACCCACUAUUUCGCUAGUGAAGAAUUCAAAAUCAAACAAGAGAAGACAAAGUCAUUCACUUGCAGCCCACAGGAAGUUAUUUCUGGUGGAGACUACAAACAAACUACUUAUUGUCAUCUCCUACUUGGCCUCUUCUUCUGUGAUCAAGUUGAGUUCAUCACCUCAACGUUUGCUUAUAGCAUAGUCCAGGCCUUUGCCUCGUUUGAAGAGCACUGGAAGGAAAUAUGCAAUGAUAUCAAAGAAGGCACUCUUAGCACAAGAAUAACUUUGCCGACGAUGCGAAAAGCCGUGUUGGAUAUAAUUUCUCCUGACCCAUCUUUGGCUUCACAGAUUGAAGCAAUAUGCGAAGAGUCACAAGCUUCAGACUGGAACAGCUUGAUUCCUAAGCUGUGGUCAAAUGCAAAGUAUGUCUACUCUAUAAUGACGGGCUCAAUGCAACCAUAUUUGAAAAAGCUAAGGCAUUAUGCUGGUUCCUUACCGCUAGUGAGUGCUGACUACGGGUCAACUGAGAGUUGGAUUGGUGUGAAUUUGGAUCCUUCUUUGCCCCCUGAGGAUGUCACUUUUGCUGUAAUGCCCACUUUUUCUUAUUUCGAGUUUAUACCCCUCUACAGACAGAACCAAGACUUGACUUCAGGCACUGUUGACUUCAUAGAAGAUGAACCAGUUCCACUCUCCCAAGUCAAGGUUGGACAAGAAUAUGAGAUUGUCCUUACUACUUUUACUGGGCUUUACAGAUGUCGACUAGGAGAUGUGGUGGAAGUGGCUGGAUUUCAUAACGGGACCCCAAAGUUGAACUUUAUAUGCAGGAGAAAGCUAAUAUUAACUGUUAACAUUGACAAGAACACUGAAAAGGACCUUCAGCUAGUGGUAGAAAGAGGGUCUCAGCUGCUAAGCAAGUAUGGAGCAGAGCUGGUUGAUUUCACGAGCCAUGCCGAUGUGUUGCAUCAACCAGGGCACUACAUAAUUUAUUGGGAGAUCAAAGGAGAAGUGGAGGAGAGGGUGCUGGGUGAGUGCUGUUGCGAAAUGGAUGCUUCUUUUGUGGAUCACGGCUAUGUUGUAUCAAGGAGAACCAACUCAAUUGGACCUUUGGAGCUUUGCAUUGUUGAAAGAGGGACUUUCAAGAAGAUUUUGGAUUAUUUCAUAGGGAAUGGGGCGGCACUUAGUCAAUUCAAGACACCAAGGUGCACCAGCAACCAGAUGCUCCUUAGAACCCUUAAUCUUUGCAUCAUUAAGAGGUUCCGCAGCACGGCUUACGUUUAAGUGUUAACAAUUAAUAACAAACAGGUUUAUGUUUCGUCCGUCUAUCGGUUACCUCUAAUUAGAGUACAUUUUUAUAACCAAGUGUUCUAAAUUUGAGAUACUCCUUUCUUUAUCCCUUUAUCAAAUAACAAUUCAUGUUUCAGGUGUAACAGAAAAAAAAUGUUUUAAAAAUUUUGAGUUUAG
Durio zibethinus is the source of this 2348-nucleotide messenger RNA. Its product is annotated as indole-3-acetic acid-amido synthetase GH3.10-like. The record is from RefSeq and is a predicted model, not a curated record. NCBI's taxonomy places the organism in Eukaryota, Viridiplantae, Streptophyta, Magnoliopsida, Malvales, Malvaceae. Gene Ontology annotation, cellular component: cytoplasm. Gene Ontology annotation, molecular function: acid-amino acid ligase activity.